AUGGUGGGAACCUUGUCACCUGCAUGCGUCUUGGGAGCAGUUCAAGCGUGCGAUCUUGGAGAGGUUUCAGUCAACCAUGAGGAGGUGGAGAUGACGCGCACGACGACAGAGGCGGCUACGGCGCCGACGCCGGAUGCGGAGACGGCGACGCAAGGUGCGAAUCGCUGGCGUAAAAUGGAGAUUCCAGUCUAUGAUGGAAGCGAAGACGCGUUUGGAUGGGUCAACAAACUGGAAAGGUACUUUCGUAUCAAGGGAGCGAUGGAGGAAGAGAAGCUACAAGCGGUGGUUGUAGCUUUGGAUGGAAGAGCGUUAAGCUGGUAUCAAUGGUGGGAACCUUGUCACCUGCAUGCGUCUUGGGAGCAGUUCAAGCGUGCGAUCUUGGAGAGGUUUCAGUCAACCGUGAGGGGGUGGAGAUGA
This is a messenger RNA of Lotus japonicus, 417 nucleotides long. RefSeq lists its product as uncharacterized. The transcript has a single exon. The record is from RefSeq and is a predicted model, not a curated record. NCBI's taxonomy places the organism in Eukaryota, Viridiplantae, Streptophyta, Magnoliopsida, Fabales, Fabaceae. Bases 1 to 417 code for a protein of 138 amino acids.